CUUUGCUCAAUAAAAACCCAACUUAGCCAACCACUCGGUACACCCCAUGUUCCUGCGGAUGGGUUGCAUCCGGGGAGAUCUUUUUUCGUACAGCAGGGUCGAGGGAAUUAGGGGGUAAACCGCCAAGGAGUUAAUCGGCCCAAGCAUCGGGAAGUUGGAGACCAGGCUGGCGGGUACGGUUCUAGCUGGAAAUUAUAAAUAAAGCCCAUGCCGUGGCGAAUGUUUUCAAUGGUAAGGUGCCAUGGUGCGGAUGCUGGGCCCCGUAAAUCUCUACUAGAUAAGUCAAGGGCGCGGCCGAUCGUCGAGACGAGAAAGAUAGAGAGUUUGUUGCAGUAACCAGCCCUUUCCCCACGUUUGUGGUCGUCGUCGUUGUUUCUGUGCUAUAGAUAGACUUGCCCUUGCGUGGCAGACAGCAAACAAGACUUAGACUUAUAAGCAAACAUCAGUGUUAUACUUUCCAAGCAGCAAGAUGAAGACCAUAUCAGCAACUAUCGCACUCCUUGUGCUCCAAGUUACGGCUGUUCUCGCAGCGCCGACCCCAGCAGAUGCGGCGCCAGCCUCGUGGCGACUUGACUGCGGGUCGCCCGGCACUACGGCGCUAUGCUCGGCAAGCAACAGCGGCGCCCACUGCGAUCCCGUCUCCGGUGACCUGACAAUCAUCUUGGCCGGCACAUGCGGUGCAUGCAAAUGUGUAAGCGCGGACCAGUGCUCGCGGGGCUGCGGGAAGGAGGAGGAGGAGUAAUUGGGAAUUGAAGUUUGCAAGGGGAUAUACACGCCCAAUUACUUGAGAUGGAUAUCAUACCAAUGAUCAAGGGGACGGACGUGAGGAUUGGGAUGGAAAGGAAAAGGGGGAGGGGGUAGGAGGAGUCACAAUGCGAUACGCUGUCUAAGUUAUCACACUUACAGUAUAACAUUCCCUACCUAAGAUAUGCCGUCAAUGGAGAGCCAAUGUACGCUACGCUAAAAGGACGAAGGAAAGGCUUGCUUUUAAGUUGGAACGUUGGGCAGGUAUUGGUACUUGUUUUGCAAUACGAAUUGAUAAUUCAAAUUAAGGUCCAUGGGAAUAAGGCAUCGGACUCGGGAUAUGCGUAAAUGCAUUUUUUCAUAUUGUUUUCAUAUAAUUAAAUUUAUUAAAGUCAUCCCUUAUUCGCUAUGAACAUUGUG
Messenger RNA from Daldinia loculata, 1164 nucleotides. RefSeq lists its product as uncharacterized. The transcript has 3 exons. The record is from RefSeq and is a predicted model, not a curated record. Bases 470 to 742 code for a protein of 90 amino acids. NCBI's taxonomy places the organism in Eukaryota, Fungi, Ascomycota, Sordariomycetes, Xylariales, Hypoxylaceae.